GCCGUUUUGACUCUGCGUCGAUCGAGCAAAGAUGUAUCCCCUUGUUAGACCGUCCUUCUUAAAUAUCAGCGAAUUCUCGCCUUCCUUCCUUACUCCCACUCAUGUCGACCUUUGACUCACUCGUUGCAGACCUUACUCGCGACGCCAAUCGUGUCCAGCCGAAGGAUGCCCUGCAAUUCUGCGCCAAUUGGUUCCAGCAGCGGCUCGAAGAGCAGAGGUCGCGCACUCGCGAUGUUCUUGCUCGUCGAAUACCUGCUUUUUCUCGCGAUUUACCUAGCGAAAUGUACAUGGAUACGCCCUUUGGUACUGGGCCGGGUCCGAUAUCAGUGUCUCCCUUCACCCAAGCACCACACCGCUCAUCGUUGAGGAACAGCGUCAGCCUCACUCCAGGGCCAUUUGGUACCCUCAACGUUCCAGGAAAUGCCUUGCUAGCCAAUAACCCGAUGGCACCACCAACUAUCCAGAUGGAAGGGCGCGUUCUGCCACCUACUUCGCCUUUGUCGGUUUCACCACCAUUCCCAAUGUAUGACGAUACUCCAGUCCCGCCCCCGACUCCUGGUAGCUUCCUCGUACCCCCAACUUCUGCAAUAUUUGCAAGACGCACGUCUGUAUCAGCAGAAUCUAUCCCCCUCGAUGGCUCUGCAGACGAAACCCUCCCGGUCUACCCCAAGACCUCCGACCAGCUUCGUCGCAUCAGGGCUUCAAUGACAGGUAAUUUGCUUUUCCGCGACCUGGAAGAGGAGCAGAUUACGGCAGUGAUUGGUGCGAUGCAGGAAAAGGCCACUGAGAAGGGGGAAGUGAUCAUACGACAAGGAGACGUCGGUGACUACUUUUACGUCGUCGAGUCGGGUUUGCUGACCUGCUACAUACAACCUGAACCACUGCCUCCAGCGGGGAUUCGUCGCGCAGAGGAUAUAUUCGUUCAACCGGGAUACCACCCUGAGUUUGGCAAACAAGUCUCAGAGUGCACACCAGGGACGUCCUUUGGAGAGUUGGCGUUGAUGUAUGGACAUCCCCGUGCCGCGACUGUAGUGUCUACUGAAGCAUCUAUGCUCUGGGCUCUGGAUCGCAUUACGUUCCGGACCAUUAUUUUGACUGCCGCUCAUCGACGGCGCACGAUGUACGAGCAUUUCUUAUCAACCGUGACCCUGCUGUCCUCGCUCGAUUCUAUGGAACGAAGCAAAAUCGCCGAUGCCCUUGUCAGCAGGAUCUACAUGGACGGGGAAGCUGUCGUCAGACAGGGAGAGAUGGGCGAUACAUUCUUCUUCGUCGAAGAAGGGGAAGCUGUCGUUACAAAAACCCAAGAGGGCGAGGACGGUGAAAUCCGAGAAUUUGAAGUUGGACACUACAAGAAAGGUGACUACUUUGGAGAACUGUCGCUUUUGCGUAUGGCUCCCCGAGCUGCUACUGUUUGCGCCAUCCAUCGCGGUGAUCGUCUUCUUCCGAAGCUCAAAGUGGCGGCAUUGGAUGCCCCCGCUUUUACGAGACUUCUUGGUCCCCUUCGUGACCUGAUGGAGCGAAGAGCGGGUGAACAAUACGGGCCUGGACCCUGGUUUUCUGGCUAAGAAAAUGGGUCGACAAUUUUUGUAGUCGCCGUUUGGCCUGUCGGGGGCUGUAUAUGCUUCUCUUGGCUUGGCAAGUUGCCAUGGUGAUGAUCGCUAAAUCUCAUGUUGAUGUAAGUUUCUAUGGAUUCCAAUAGACGGAAGUAAAAUUUAGGUAGUUGUCUCGUACAAUCUCUCGCGCUGUAGCGAUAAAAGUACUGCUUUCUUUUGAAAUGUAACAUACAUGCAUC
This is a messenger RNA of Guyanagaster necrorhizus, 1792 nucleotides long. Its product is annotated as camp-dependent protein kinase regulatory subunit. The coding region runs from base 102 to 1565 and encodes 487 amino acids. Gene Ontology annotation, cellular component: nucleus; cytosol; cAMP-dependent protein kinase complex. Lineage: Eukaryota; Fungi; Basidiomycota; Agaricomycetes; Agaricales; Physalacriaceae. The record is from RefSeq and is a predicted model, not a curated record. Gene Ontology annotation, biological process: negative regulation of cAMP-dependent protein kinase activity. Gene Ontology annotation, molecular function: protein kinase A catalytic subunit binding; cAMP binding; cAMP-dependent protein kinase inhibitor activity. The transcript has 2 exons.